AUAGCGACUGCGCCGUCUGGCACGCCAGAGGGGGCAUGCGCACGGAAUCUGGCAAGCGAGCAGCGCCCUCCGCGGUACGUAGUGGUCCGCUCGCCCUUGAUCACUGGGAGUCGCCAGAUUCGCGUCGACUGGCCAGAAAAUUGGAUCAUCCUAGCUCUGCCAGCUCCGCGUCUUCAAGACUUGACAAGCGACCGUCUCACAGCUUGCAACGUGAGCGUGCAUCAAGCGCGCGGAGCUAUAACCAGCUCCGAUCCCAGACGCGGCUAAGCCCUCCGAAGAGCACUGCGCGGCGAGCAAGCAAUCCAGCGCCUUCACAAGAUCGCCUCCUCUCCAAGAUCCUUGGCCGUCUCUUCUGGUUCGGUAUGCAAAAUGAUGGCAUAGAAGACGCAACGACAGAGGCAAGCUUGACGGACACGAGACCGCAAAUCGCCUUCAGAGACGCACCUAUAGACUUGACCAUGGACGACACGGACCAAGAAACCGGGCACGGACGGGCAGCUGCACAUCCGUAUGGUCUGCUCACUAGGCUUCCGCCUCGACGACCGUCGUACGGCCUUUCCACAAUCACCGCACAUAGAUCCGACUUUGUCGUGCCAAUUACGGGAUCCAAUAGCGUGACGAGCUACAAGAAGCGUGAGCCGCUCUUCGUCCACGACGCAAGGCAGCGCAAUGCAAACCAGAUGGCUACGGCUUUCGAGAGGCUAAAGAUGCACGAUUCGGAAGUGCACGACUUUGCCACUUAUAGAGACCGUGUACAGAAGGUGUCAGAAGACUUCAACGCAGCCUCGCCAAGACCAUUGUCUGCAGCAUCGAGACGUGCCCAUGUCACAUAUGACGACAAAUUCGAGAGCGCACUUUUACGCGCCAAGAGCGCACGUGAUGCGCCCCUGCCGCAGCGUAGCUCGCUCGAAGAAUUGAGGAAGCUUGACACUCGUCGGAGGCAGCGUCAACUCAAGCGACGGAAGUGGAAGCAAGAUCUAGGCGCUGACGAAGCAGAGGUCGACAUUCUCUUCAGAAAACGAGGAGUGAUCUCGUCCACCUUCGGCGCAGAAGUAGCCGAUCGCGAUAUCGCAAAGUUGCGACCCGGACAGUGGCUCAACGACGAGGUCAUCAAUUUCUAUGGUGUACUUGUCACCGAGCGCAGCAAGAAAUGCGAAGCCGCGGGCAAGACAGGUCCGGGCAAGCCUUUUCGCAGGACACACGUCUUUUCGACAUUCUUUUUCGCCAAGCUGCAGUCACACCAAUAUGAGGGCGUGCGACGAUGGACGAAGAAAAUCGAUUUGUGGCAGAAAGACAUCAUCAUCUGUCCAAUCAAUCUCGGUAACGCUCACUGGACCUGCGGAGCCAUCAACAUGGCCCAACAUCGCUUUGAGUAUUACGACAGUAUGGGUAUGAAGAAUGCCAAAGCAUACGAAUUGUUGCGAGAGUACCUCAAGGCAGAGAGUCUCGAUAAGAGGAAGAAACCGAUCGAUCUGAGUGAUUGGCAAGAUUACUUUGACUCGGGCGCGCCCCAGCAAGACAAUGCGUUUGACUGUGGCGUCUUCGCAUCGCAAGUCAUGGAGACGAUCAGCCGCAACAACGUGGGGCUUGACUUUGCACAGCGCAACAUGCCCUACAUCCGCCGCAAAAUGGUACUCGAAUGCGCCAAGCAAAGCCUGAUCAAAGUACAUGAUACACGGCUAUACACGCCCUGCAGUUCGCAACGGUUGUGUCGGUCUUUCUCGAGCGAGGCUUUCGGGAUAUAG
Messenger RNA from Mixia osmundae IAM 14324, 1745 nucleotides. RefSeq lists its product as uncharacterized. Bases 36 to 1745 code for a protein of 569 amino acids. NCBI's taxonomy places the organism in Eukaryota, Fungi, Basidiomycota, Mixiomycetes, Mixiales, Mixiaceae. The transcript is spliced from 6 exons. Gene Ontology annotation, molecular function: deSUMOylase activity. Gene Ontology annotation, biological process: protein desumoylation. The record is from RefSeq and is a predicted model, not a curated record. Gene Ontology annotation, cellular component: nucleus.